Messenger RNA from Cuscuta campestris, 3628 nucleotides. Lineage: Eukaryota; Viridiplantae; Streptophyta; Magnoliopsida; Solanales; Convolvulaceae. The record is from the annotation of a GenBank genome assembly.
AAUUCAUCAACCGCACACUUUUCUCAACCCAUCGCACCUCUGCGUCUUCAACCUCCUCGAACUUUCCCCUCACGUCGUCUUCAGCUCCUGUCACUCAUCUUUUCCGCUGCGGUUGAUGGCCGCUGGUUAGUUGGUGGAAUUCAAUGGAUCCUUCUGUCGGCUUUAGGCACUCACCCAACCAGAGAAUGAGGAGUACUCGAAAUCAGGAAGAGGGUGUCCAUGCAACGGCAGUGAUAGGUCAGAUCUUCAUGGUUUCCAGUGACAAUUGGUGAGGCUGGAUUCUUUGGCAAACUGAAAGAAGGGACAAGAUUCAGAAUAGAAAAAGAACUGUUACGGAAAGAUGAAACUAUUUACAUGUCUAUCCUAAAAUAGAGACAUCAGAGUGCAGCUAUCUUCCUAUUUACAACAGCAGCAUGAAAAUCACCCCACCCAAAUUUUUACGCGUGAACAAUAAAAAAAUAGACAGCAACCUGCCUGCUCAACUGCAACGCGUUAAUCAACUGCUCACUUUUGCACUUCCUCCAUAGCGUCUUCCUUCUCCAUCGUCACCUACUAUAGUUCAUAAUUUGGCUACCAUUGAACGCUAGAAGGUUUUCAGUUCGUUUGUGGAAGCCCGUGGAUCUAUUCUCUGUCAUUUUACAGAUAAAUCGGUACCCAAUCGAAGAACGAGAAGAAAAAGAAAGGGAUACAUUCACUGAUUCAGGAAGAAGGCGGCGUUCGUCGACAGGGGGUAGGACGAAUGGCCAUGGUUUCAGGCAACGAUAGUGCUGGGUCGAUUUGUGCUUUUGAUCAUCUUCCCAGAAACCCAGGUAUCCUCUAAAAUUUCAUGACUCAAUUUGUAGAGUUGGAAGAUAAAUUCUCACCCCAGUAUUGCAGAAGUUAUUCGCACAUAGGUCCAGGCUAUGGCGUGUUUUCAACUUUUUUUCUACUUCAUUUUAGCUGUAUUGUGUUGUUGUCCACCUUCUUUAAAUGUUCUUCAAGGUCUGGGCAGGUCCCGUCCCUUUUAAGUUUGUAGAUUUGCACGGGUAAAGAGUUGUCACCAUGUGUUUGAUGAAAUGUUUUAGUGAGUCUGUGAACGGAACUCCAACAAGUUAGGCUGAACAGAAAACUAUAGCAGCCCGUCAUGCUCUUUAUCUGUUUAGUGUAUGUCAUUUUCAUCUAUUUUAAACACUUCUUUACUAUCUAAUCUAACUCUUUACAAAAGCAACAGAAAAAUUCUCCCGCCUAAGGACGAACGGUUACUGUAGCACGUUUAUUUGCAUAACUUAAUACGGAGUGCUCUGUAAAAUAAAUCUUAGAUCUAAAAUCAAAACGAACCACCACCAAUUUGAAUGGUCCGCAACCGAUGACUCUUGAGACAAUUCGAGGACGACUCGCUGACUACCUACGUAGCAGAUGGCGAUGAUGAGAGACAUUAAUUUUGGGGGAUAAUCAUAAACCAAGAUGAGACUUUGGAUGGCCGAACUUGCGGUGGUCAGUGAACUGCUUUGCUUCUACAUAGGCAUUAACCGAUACUCUAUUAAUUGAUUUUUAAUCUGCUUUAUUUCAUUCUAUGUAAUUUUUAAUGUGCUUUUUUUCAUUGUUGAAUGAAAUCAAAUAUUUAGACAAGUUGAUCAAGAUGCGUUUUUUUUAAAAGAUAUUACUCCGUAGAUCUAUCGCGAGGAGAAGCUAAGCUAUCAAUCGGGAGAAGGUUUCUUUGCCGGAGGUCAAACGACUCUCUUUCCACUUCCGCAGCAAACCUCAGCCGCCGCACCCAAAUCCGCUGGAUUCCGGAGCGUUUGGGAUGAAGAAGUACGGCCGCCUGUUUAAUCUCAGUUACAUUUGGCCCAACCGCAUUUACCCUCGACGUCCUGUGUUAGCUCCGGCGUUGUCUCUGAUGCUGGUCUCGACGAGAAAGAUUUCAUUCUUAACCAAGAUUUCUUUUGUACCCCUGAUUACAGUACCCCCAACAAUUCCAAAUGGGUUGGACUUCGAGAAGGAUAAUUUAAUUUGUCCCAAGUCGAUCACCCGAGAAAGAACAAUUCGUUGGAAGCAAAAUGCAGAGAAUGGGUUUAAUGGAGCCAUACCACCCACUUGGUGUUAACUUAUCAAUGAUGAUACAUUUGUUGUCAGCCAAGCAUUCUUUUUCACAGCUGCCAUGCUUCGUAGCCUGUCUGCCCUCUAUAUCCACCUAGCUGUGAUUUUCUUAGUAUUACAAUGUCUUCAUUAAUGUCAUGAAUUGAGAAGUUCUUCCCAUAAGUUGGCAAGUUAGUGUUGCUUGUUAGCACUCUUAUUCAGUACUUUUUGUCCACAUUUUUGCAGAUGGCAUUUCAGUUUCUUUUACUUCAAAAUCUUGUAGCACGCAAGUACCUGAUGCUACACAUGUUACUUCUGUGGCAGAUGAAACGACGAAGUUGGAAAAAACAACCAGGCCACCCAAUAACCACGGUUAUAUUUAACAAUCUGCCAUGGCCUUAAGGUGUAGAGUUAUGCCUCCUCCCUGCAUUCAAAACCCAUUCCUCAAAGAUGCUUUAGUAGGAAAUACUGAUCUGUUUCUAAGUCGAGGAUCAAAAUAUGCAGAUGUUGUACAUAGCAUAUAAUAUCAUUGGGUUUACCCGUCUGGGAGUGCUUGAAGUUUCUUCAUCUUGAUGAAAAGAUGGGCAGCUAGAAAAAGUUUUUAGAAAGCCAUUGGUUGGGCGACAUUUUUAGCUAAUUAAAUACCGGUUCCAGAAAAUUAAUUGAUGAGACGACAAAGUUGGAAAAAACAACCAGGCCACCCAAUAACCACGGUUAUAUUUCACAAUCUGCCAUGGCCUUAAGGUGUAGAGUUAUGCCUCCUCCCUGCAUUCAAAACCCAUACCUCAAAGAUGCUUUAAUAGCAGAUAUUGAUCUGUUUGAAAGUCGAAGAUCAAAAUAUUCAGGUUUUCUUAUGUAGUACCCCUGAUUACAUUACCCCCAACAAUUCCAAAUGGGUUGGACUUCGAGAAGGAUAAUUCAAUUUGUCCCAAGUCGAUCACCCGAGAAAGUACAAUCCGUUGGAAGCAAAAUGCAGAGAAUGGGUUUGAUGGAGUCAUACCACCCACUUGGUGUUAACCUAUCAAUGAUGAUACAUUUUCUGUCAGCCAAGCAUUCUAUUUCGCAGCUGCCAUGCCUCGUAGCCUGCCAGCCCUCUAUUUCCACCUUGCUCUGAUUGUCUUAGUAUUACAAUGUCUUCAUUAAUGUCACGAAUAGAGUAGUUCUUCCCAUAAGUUGGCAAGUUAGUGUUGCUUGGUAGCACUCUUAUUCAGUACUUUUUGUCCACAUUUUUGCAGAUGGCCUUUCAGUUUCUUUUACUUCAAAAUCUUGUAGCACACAAGUACCUGAUGCUACACAUGAUACUUCGGUGGCAGAUGAGGCGACGAAGUUUGAAAAAACUACCAAGCAACCCAAUAAGCACGGUUAUAUUUCACAAUCUGCCAUGGCCUUAAGGUGUAGAGUUAUGCCUCCUUCCUGCAUUCAAAACCCUUACCUCAAAGAUGCUUUAGUAGCAGAUAUUGUUCUGUUUGGAAGUCGAAGAUCAAAAUAUGCAGGUAAUAGUUUUUUCACUUCCCAGAAGUUUGUGUUUGUUUUACCUUGAGAAAACCGUGGUCUAUAAAACACUCCUACCUAC